CAUCUCUUACACAAAAAAAAAAAAUAAAAUUAAUUUAGCCCUACUAGUAGUAUGAUAAUGAUAAUGAUAAUGAAAAUAAAAUAUAAUAAGGUUAUAUAAUUAGGGCUUUGCUUUGCUUUGCUUCUUAUUUAACCCUCCCUUCUAUUCCAUUUUCUCACUUGUCAUUUCUUUCAUUCAUUCAUUCUACCUCGGGAUCUGAGCCCGAGCUUUCUUUUUCCUCUCUACCAAUAAGAAAUUGAGUAGGAGAAUAAAGUACAAAACAAAACUGACCACUAUAAAAUUACUCAUAUUGUUUUAUUCGUUUCAAGUUGGACUGUGUGAAGAUUGUUGCACUGAAACAGCUGAGCAUAAACAUCAUAUCAUCAAUCCGGUAUUCCACAUAGAUCGGGGAAAUAAUUGUUAUCAAAAAGGAUUUUCGGCCUAAAAUGAUGAAUACAUUUUCGCAUGUUCCUACGGGUUUUAGAUUCCAUCCAACAGAUGAAGAACUGGUGGAUUACUACCUCCGCAAGAAAAUAGCCGCAAGAAAGAUUGAUCUUGAUGUUAUCAAAGAUGUUGAUCUUUACAAGAUUGAACCCUGGGAUCUUCAAGAGUUAUGCAAGAUGGGUAGUGAAGAGCAACAUGAUUGGUAUUUCUUCAGCCAUAAAGACAAGAAAUAUCCAAGUGGAACACGCACCAACCGAGCGACCAAAGCAGGAUUCUGGAAAGCAACUGGAAGAGAUAAAGCUAUAUAUGCAAAGCACUGCUUAAUUGGCAUGCGAAAAACUUUGGUUUUCUAUAAAGGUCGAGCCCCAAAUGGCCACAAAUCUGAUUGGAUUAUGCAUGAGUAUCGCCUUCAAACUAAUCAAAAUGGAUCUUCUCAGGAGGAAGGCUGGGUAGUGUGUAGGGUGUUCAAGAAGAGAAUGCCAACAAUUCGCAAGUUAGAUGACUCUCCAUGUUGGUACAAUGAUCAACUCUCUUUCAUGCCUAAUUAUCACCAUACCCAAAAUAGUAAUUUCCAUCACCAUCAAAUGUACCCUUGCAAACAAGAGCUAGAAAUUGUGCCUUACAACAUUUCCCACAAUGACACUUUUCUUCAGUUACCUCAAUUGGAAAGCCCUAAAAUGCCCCAAACUAGCACUACUUGUACAAACUCGAACGUACCAUCAUUAUCGAUUUUCAAUCAAGAACAAAUUUUACAAUCGAUUUAUGAAAAUAAUUGUGGUUCGGAAAAAGAUAUUGAUCAUGUUACAGAUUGGAGAGUGCUUGAUAAAUUUUUAGCUUCUCAAUUUAGCGGAGAUGAAUCUGUACCUUGUCAUCCUAGUAAGGACUCAAAUUACUCGAAUUCUUCGAUGUUUCAUGUGUCCGAGCACAUGAACAUGGUGAUUAGCCCUAAUUCAAGUAAGCAAGAUGUAGGGUGUCCAUUUGAUCAAUAUGCUUCAACAUCUACCUCAACCAGCCAAAUUGAUAUGUGGAAGUAACACCCAGGAAAUAUUGUAUAAUAUAAUUCUAAUUAAUUACCUAAUAAACGUGAAAUUAUACAUAUACAUUUAGAUUAUGAGAUCAUUCUAUAGAAAGUACAAAUACUACUACAAGAGAAAUCUUGGAAAAGUUCCUUGUACAUAAUAAACAACAUGGUAGGGUUAUUGGACUUGCAUUAUGUGAUCAAUCCUUUGUGUUGUUCCGCAAUGUUGACAACUUGAAAGAUUUCCGACUUAAUUAUUAGGAUUUCAGGGUUUAUAUGAUCAAAUAUAUGAUUGUACGUAUUCUUAUUAAAAGUUAACUUACUUUAAAAUCGACAAUUAUAUUAUGUUAUUGU
Messenger RNA from Amaranthus tricolor (Joseph's coat), 1795 nucleotides. Its product is annotated as NAC domain-containing protein 7-like. NCBI's taxonomy places the organism in Eukaryota, Viridiplantae, Streptophyta, Magnoliopsida, Caryophyllales, Amaranthaceae. Gene Ontology annotation, biological process: regulation of DNA-templated transcription. The record is from RefSeq and is a predicted model, not a curated record. Gene Ontology annotation, molecular function: DNA binding. The coding region runs from base 426 to 1457 and encodes 343 amino acids. The transcript is spliced from 4 exons.